CGGUUUCACAUGCAACAUGCAGUCCCAAACUGCAUCGGUCCAACAGUCUGAAGGGGAUAACGUCACUACCUGUGGUAGUAGUAGUUGUCUGGUUUAUUGGAAGUAAGAAAAGAAAUGAUAUUUGGACAAAUGGAGGACCACACAUAUUAUUUAGUACAAUUCAAUGGACAUUGAAGACAUGAAGAACCAGAAAAUCUGCAGUGUGCAACAACAAUGCCCAACAUGCAGAAAAUUGAGUCUUUUAGCAGCAAGACUUUUUGUGGUCGGUCCACACCUCCAAAGUUCGCUCAAAUCCCUCCAACCAAUGUUUCCAUUCCUCUAACGCCAGUUUGACAGCUAGAAGUUCCUGGUUCCCUACAUCAUAAUUAUGCAGGGAAGAAGUCUUUGGUCCGGAACAGAACACUGUGAGAAAACUUCUCAUAUCCCAAUUACUGAAGCACCAACCUCCACAAUGAACUGGAAGAGGUCUGCUUUCAAUGUGUCGUCCCAGAAAACUCACAGAACUGCUGAUAAAUGCACACUUCUCAGCCUUGACAAAAGCACCUUCCCCACCGACCUGAGCCAUGUGGAACAGGAGCCCUACCAGGAUCAGGCCUGUCAAGUGAGGCUCCAUUACUUAACCCAUCAGGAAAUUUCAAGCUCAGACCGGUUUGCUCUUCGGGCCCCAGGCCCACGAUGUUCCUCCCGAGGGCCGACAACCAGCCGACUUUUAGACAUGACCUCCUUCUCCAGCAGCAGCAGCUACUUGUCCUCCUCCCACCUGGGUAGCUUUAGCGCUGGCAGCGUGUAUGGAGGAGCUGGAGGAUCUGGAGUCCGUGUGUCCACGGCCUCCUUCUCCUCCUCCGGUGCUAGAAGUGCUGGCAGAGCCUUCAACCUGAGCGACGCAAUGGACAUCUCGGUCAGCGAGAAAUCCACCAUGCAGAACCUCAACACCCGCCUGGCCAACUAUCUAGAGAAGGUGCGCAGCCUGGAGAAGGCCAACGCCGAUCUGGAGCUGAAGAUCAGAACGUUCCUGGACAGCAAAGUUGCGCCAGAGGCUCACAACUAUAGCAGCUUCACCGUCCAAAUCAAAGACCUGCAGGACCAGAUUUAUUUUGCAGCUAGUAGAAACGCCGCCCUUGUCCUCUCCAUCGACAACCUCAACCUGGCCACCAACGACUUCAAAGUCAAGUACGAGAACGAGCUGUCCAUGCGUCAGUCAGUUGAGGCCGACAUCGCAGGUCUGAAGAGGGUCCUGGACGAGCUGACUCUGAGUCGGACUGACCUGGAGAUGCAGAUCGAGGGUCUGAUGGAGGAGACGAUCAAUCUCAAGAAGAACCACCAGGAGGAGCUGCUGGCAAUGCCAGCUCAGAUGAGCGGUCAGGUGAACGUGGAGGUGGAUGCAGCUCCAGCAGAGGACCUCAAUAAGGUCCUAGAGGAGGUCAGGGAGUACUACGAAGCCACUGUUGCCAAAAGCCGCAAGGAACUGGAGGCGUGGUUCAAUGCAAAGACAGAAGACCUUCACAAAGAAGUCGCUAUCAGCACAGAAACCCUC
Messenger RNA from Micropterus dolomieu (smallmouth bass), 1534 nucleotides. Its product is annotated as keratin, type I cytoskeletal 13-like. The record is from RefSeq and is a predicted model, not a curated record. The annotation marks the transcript as partial. Gene Ontology annotation, molecular function: structural molecule activity. Lineage: Eukaryota; Metazoa; Chordata; Actinopteri; Centrarchiformes; Centrarchidae. The transcript has 9 exons.